AUCUCGCGAGAUCAGAAGCGGAAAAAGGCAGAUUUUUCCCAAGUGUAGGCAGUGAGAGAGAAUACUACCUUGGAGAUAAUAUGGAAUGAACGUUUUACUUUAAGUUACGCGGGAAAAAGACAAGUUUAGCGGUUUUGUUUUUGUCAUUUUCUUUUUCAUUAAUUCGUACCUCUUCUGUUUCGGUAGCCGUAUGUUACAACCUGGAGAGUCAAUGUUUUCAUGCUGUGCGGUCUGUAUAAUUCAUGUUGCAUUGUGCAGUCCGAGAAACAUCACCACAGCAAGCGACAGCAACUUUAAUCAAUUCCUUUGUCACUUCCACUAUCGACCUUGUUGUUCUUAUUUUUUUAAUUAUAAAAAAUGACCGGUGAAAAGAUCCGCUCUUUACGCAAAGAUCACAAACCCAGCAAAGAUGAGGAGUUCUUAGAACCCGACGAGGAAGCCGCGACUGGGACAUUCACUUCGACCACAAGGACUAAGAGCAAAGCCAGUAAGAUCUUUACCAAUCAUAAGCUGAUCAAAUCUCCGUCGGUACAACAGCAGCAAUCGCAGAUCAAUGCAAACACCAAUACCAAUACUAAUACAACAAUUGAGACUGUUGAUGACAGCAAUAAAAACCCGAUCAUCAGGAACGUGGUGGACUUCCCGGUGCACGAAUGUGUGUUCCAGGGAGAUGUGCGGAGGUUGUCAUCACUAAUCAGGACCCACAGUAUAGCUCUGAAGGAUAUGCAUGGAAACACACCUUUACACCUUGCUGUAAUGAUGGGUCACAAAGAGUGUGCCCAUUUACUCCUGGCCCACAACGCCCCUGUAAAGGUGAAAAAUGCUCAGGGAUGGAGUCCUCUUGCAGAAGCUAUCAGCUAUGGAGACAGACAAAUGAUCACAGCACUCCUAAGAAAACUGAAGCAGCAGUCAAGAGAAAGUGUAGAAGACAAGCGACCGAAGCUACUUAAGGCUCUUAAAGAGCUGGGAGACUUCUAUUUAGAGCUUCAUUGGGAUUUUCAAAGCUGGGUGCCUUUGCUUUCCCGUAUUCUGCCUUCGGAUGCAUGUAAAAUAUAUAAACAGGGUAUCAACAUCAGGCUUGAUACCACACUUAUUGACUUUACUGACAUGAAGUGCCAACGAGGCGACCUCAGCUUCAUUUUCAAUGGGGAUGCCACUCCGUCAGAAUCUUUUGUAGUUCUAGAUAAUGAGCAGAAAGUUUACCAGCGAAUCCAUCAUGAGGAGUCUGAGAUGGAGACGGAGGAGGAGGUGGAUAUUUUGAUGAGCAGCGAUAUUUAUUCAGCAACUCUUUCCACUAAAUCCAUUACCUUCUCCCGAGCCCAGACUGGCUGGCUUUUCCGAGAAGACAAAACGGAAAGAGUGGGGAAUUUUUUAGCAGAUUUCUACUCUGUGAACGGCUUAGUUCUGGAAUCGAGGAAGCGAAGAGAGCACCUCAGCGAAGAAGACAUUCUGAGAAACAAGGCCAUAAUGGAAAGUCUUAGUAAAGGAGGAAACCUUAUUGAGCAGACUUUUGAGCCUGUCCGACGACAGUCCCUCAAUCAACCUACUCCAAACACUAUCUCCUGGGAGGAGUACAUCUCUGCUGAAAACGGAAAAGCCCCUCAUCUUGGCAGAGAACUGGUUUGUAAAGAGAGCAAGAAGAAUUUUAAAGCAACUGUAGCAACGAGUCAAGAUUUCCCUCUGAGCAUUGAAUCGCUACUAAAUGUUUUAGAGGUUAUUGCACCUUUUAAGCAUUUUAACAAACUCAGAGAAUUUGUCCAAAUGAAACUCCCACCAGGAUUCCCAGUAAAACUUGAUAUCCCUGUGUUUCCUACCAUAACAGCCACUGUGACAUUUCAGGAGUUCCGUUAUGACGAGUUUGAAGACUCCAUCUUCACUAUUCCCAGUGACUUUAAGGAGGACCCUAGUCGGUUCCCUGAUCUUUAACCUGAAUGCCUCUUUUGUGAUUGGACACUUAAUACCUUGUGUAGGACCGUACAUUGUAACAUUUCAGAUUGACUGCCCUUUCUAGUGGCAAAGCAUAUUGGGAGCUUCCAGGUGCUUCAAUGUAUCUUAACUACAUGGAUGUAAAAACAGUAUUCCUUGUAAGCCCUUAUGGACCAUACUAAAAACAAAAGGGGCACUGGGUGCUGUUGUUCAUCCAUUUUUAUCCUUUAACUUAGAUGUUAAACACAAUGGAAUAUGUUCACGUGGAACAUCUGUAAAAAUGGAAUGUCUUAAUUAAUACUACAUACAGUCAAGUAAUCCUAAACGCCUCACUGACAGUGACGGUGUCCUUAUAAAUAUUAGUUUAAGCCUUGUUUUCAAAUGAGUUUGUAUACUAUGUAACAAAAUGGUAGCAGGAAUGUACAUUUUAAGGUAAAAAUGCAUUUUGCUAGAUGAUUGAAUAAAAAUCCUCAACUAUUUAAAAUGUAAAUUACAUUUUUAAAGGUUGUAAAAACUAUUUGUGUAAAUACCUCUAUUUUUGGUUUGGUUCUUUGUUACCACAAUCUCUCUAAUCUCUGUUUAUGUUUUACAUGCAUUGUGUAAUAAUGGUAUUGCUGAAGAAAGAAAGAGAUUGAUAUGUAAGGGAGGUUUUUAUUACAAGCCUUAGCGUGACUGCUUCCAAACAGUGUUUAGUGCUACAGGAAACGUGUACAUACCAAUCCUUUCUUUUGGAUGUUUCACUGCUGUUAACAAAAAGUGGGUAACAAGUUGUAUAAUGAAUGUUGUGCAACCCUUUCACUUUGUGAAAUAACCCCCUCAAGUGUUUGAAAAAUGGCACAGAAUGUGACAACCUCUGAUGUAUUUGGAACCCCCAGUCACUAAAUAAUCACUACAAAUGUGUACAGUAAUAAAGUUGUAAUAUACCUCACAA
Molecule: messenger RNA, 2857 nt
Organism: Acipenser ruthenus (sterlet)
Lineage: Eukaryota; Metazoa; Chordata; Actinopteri; Acipenseriformes; Acipenseridae
Product: ankyrin repeat domain-containing protein 13C-A
Exons: 13
Coding region: 358-1926 (522 amino acids)
Cellular component (GO): cytoplasm
Molecular function (GO): protein binding
Source: RefSeq, a predicted model, not a curated record